ACCCCCAAACCAUCCCUGCUCUCCUGGACCCCCAAACCCGUCCCUGCUCUCCUGAACCCCCCCUGCUCUCCUGCAGCCCCCCAGGUGUCUCCCAGCAGCGAGGAUGGGGUGGCUGCCGAGGGAUCUGUCACAGGAGGACCUGUCCCCGGGGGAUGUGUCACCGAGGGAUCUGUCCCCGGGGGAUGUGUCACCGAGGCGGAGCUGAAGCGGCUGCCCGAGUUCAACCCCCCUUCGUUCAUGCCCUUUGGGAACGUGGGCACCCCCCUGGGCGUGUUCCUGGAGCUGAUCCGUGCCUGCCGCCUGCCCCCCCGCCUCAUCAAGAAGCUGCAGCUGGAUUUCCCCAGGACUGGCUCAUCCCGCAGGUAUGGGAACGUGCCCUUCCAGUACCAGGGCACCGAGACAGUGGCUGAGGAAGGAGGAGUUUACACGGCUGCAGGGGAUGAGAUCACCGAGGGAGAGGAGCCCGUGGGGCUGACUCAGCCAGCCCAGCCCCAGGACCAUGAGGAGGGGCAGCAGAAGGAGGAAGAGGAGUCGAGCUCGGGCGAUGACGAUGACACGUGUGAGGAGUGGCAGCGGCACGAGGCGCUGCACGAGGACGUGACGCAGCAGGAGCGGGCGCGGGAGCGGCUCUUCGAGGAGGAGAUCGAGCUCAAGUGGGAGAAGGGCGGCUCUGGCCUCGUGUUCUACACGGAUGCCCAGUUCUGGCAGGAGCAGGACGGAGACUUUGACGAGCAGACAGCCGAUGACUGGGACGUGGACAUGAGCAUCUACUACGACAAAGAUGGGGGGGAUAAGGACGCCCGGGACUCGGUGCAGAUGUGGCUGGAGCAGCGGCUGCGGGAUGGGCUGGAGGAUGGCUCAGUGGCAGGGCAGCACGUCGGCUCCUUCGAGAGACACACCAAGGGCUUUGGCAGGAAGGUCCUGGAGCAGCAGGGCUGGACAGAGGGGCUGGGCCUGGGGAGCAGCAACUCUGGGAUGGCCGAAGCUCUGGAUAACGAGGGGCAGAACCCCCGGUGCAAGAGAGGGCUGGGCUACCACGGGGAGAAGCUGCCAACUUUUAUCAGGAGGAAGAAGCCCCGUGGGGACAGUUCUGUUGUCAUCUCCACCAUCUACGAUGACCCUGAGCCCCAGGACAUGGGUGACCAGCUGCUGCGGCGCCAGCCCCCCACGGCCAUGAAGUACAGACAGGACAUGGCCUUUGUCCGAGCGUCCCACCCCGCCCUGGGCAGCCUCAGAGCCCAGCCACGCUGAGCACAGCCUUUGUCCUGCUCCCCAGUCCAGGCUGGCUCCUGGCCUCAGUGUGAAGCAGGGCCUUUAUAUAUUUAUUUUUAGUAAAAAUACAGAUUUGUAACAAAAGC
Molecule: messenger RNA, 1358 nt
Organism: Cyanistes caeruleus (blue tit)
Lineage: Eukaryota; Metazoa; Chordata; Aves; Passeriformes; Paridae
Source: RefSeq, a predicted model, not a curated record